This is a messenger RNA of Indicator indicator, 3345 nucleotides long. RefSeq names its product desmoglein-2-like. The coding region runs from base 1 to 3345 and encodes 1114 amino acids. The record is from RefSeq and is a predicted model, not a curated record. The transcript has 15 exons. Gene Ontology annotation, cellular component: desmosome; plasma membrane. Gene Ontology annotation, molecular function: calcium ion binding. Gene Ontology annotation, biological process: homophilic cell-cell adhesion. NCBI's taxonomy places the organism in Eukaryota, Metazoa, Chordata, Aves, Piciformes, Indicatoridae.
AUGUCUUGGGGCCCCGCCGCGGCGGUGCGGUUGCUGGCGCUGCUGAUCUGUUUGAAUGAUGGAAAUGGACUCCAUGUGAAGGUUUACGGUGGACAUGGCAGCAGAGGCAUGGUGGCUCAUCCCAACAGCCUGGUCAGACAGAAGAGAGAAUGGACAGUCCCUCCGGCUUUCAUACGGGAAGAGGAGGACAAUUCCUAUAAGAAUCCAAUUGCUAGAAUACAUUCUGAUCUUGAAGACACAGGGGUAGUGGUGACUUAUACUAUAUCUGGUCAAGGAGUAACAGAACCCCCUUAUGGAUUGUUUGUUAUCAAUGGAAAAACUGGAGACCUGAAUAUAACUGGAAGAGUUGACAGAGAAAAGACUCCAAUGCUCCUUCUCAGAGGUCAUGCAUUAGAUAAGACUGGAGCAAAACUGGAAGAGCCAAUAGACCUCCCAAUUAAAGUUGUGGACAUUAAUGACAAUCCUCCAGUGUUUUCACAUGAAGUUUUUGUUGGCUCAAUUGAAGAAUUAAGUGAAGCAGGUACACUUGUAAUGAGGAUAAAUGCAACAGAUGCAGAUGAACCAAAUAACCUAAAUUCCAAAAUUGCUUUCAGAAUUGUUUCCCAAAGCCCCAGUGCUGCAUUCAGUAUGAAUAAGGAUACUGGCGAGGUUCGAGUAGCAAAAAUAAACCUUGACAGAGAGACACAAAGCAGCUAUUCCUUGGUGGUGGAAGCCAAAGAUCGUGGUGGUGAAGUAGGUGGGAAUGCUGCAACAUGUUCUUUAGAAAUCAAGAUUUUGGAUGUCAAUGACAACCUGCCUGUGGUUCAGAGUAGUUCAUUUGAAGGAAGCAUUGAAGAAAACAGAGCAAAUGUGGAAAUAUUACGAAUAAAAGUAUUUGACCAAGAUGAAGAGUUUUCUGAUAACUGGCUGGCAAACUUUUCUUUUGUUUCUGGUAAUGAAGGAGGCUUUUUUCGUAUAGUAACAGAUGCCCAGACAAAUGAAGGCAUCCUGACUGUUGUGAAGGAACUGGAUUAUGAAAAAAUGCAAAGCCUGAACUUGGGCAUUGUUGUAACAAACAAAGCAGAGUUCCACAAGUCCGUUAAGUACAGUUAUAAAGCAAAACCUAUUCCAAUCAAAAUUAAUGUGGUUAAUGUGAGGGAAGGCCUUGUGUUCCCUGGUGGCACCAAAAUUAUUGAAGCAAGUGAGAAAUACCAGCUCAGCCAGGUCAUUGGGCAGUAUCAAGCCAUUGAUGAAGACACAGGAAAAGCAGCAGAGCGUGUUACGUACAUAAAAGGAAGAGACACAGCAAACUGGAUCACUAUAGACUCGGUCACAGGUGAAAUCAAACUUGCCAAAGAACUUGAUUAUGAAUCAUCUCAUGUGGUAAAUGGCACCUACACUAUCACCAUAUUGGGUGUAACUACUGAUUCUCCUAAGAAAACUGCCACUGGCACAGUCGUUAUUCAGGUUCAAGAUGAGAAUGACAACUGCCCAGUUAUUGUGAACCCUGUGCAGACUGUCUGUUCAGAUACCAAGCUGGUUGAUGUGACAGCUAAUGAUUUGGAUGGCCACCCAAACAGUGAUCCCUUCAGCUUUACAGUCAUUGACAAGCCAGAAGGGACAGCAAAGAAAUGGAUAGUUGUAUCCAGUAAUGGCACCAGCAUACAACUGGCACCACAGAACCUGAAGCCAGGCAGAACUGAAGUGCCCAUCCUAGUAAAGGAUUUCCAAGGGCUCAGCUGUGCUCAGGCCCAGUCUCUGCAGCUGAGUGUCUGUGACUGUGGAGAUGAGGGCGUCUGCAAAGAGAAGUUCAUUAGUGCCAAGUCCGUGAGGCUGGGACCAGGAGCGGUGGCACUGAUCAUCUUGGCCUUUCUGCUGCUGCUGCUUCUUCCCCUGUUGCUGCUGCUGUGUCCCUGUGGCUCAGGAGCAAAGGGAUUUGCUGCCAUCCCAGACUACAGUGAAGCGAUGCUGCGUCAGUGGAACAGCGAAGGAGCAGCUCCUGAGGAGAAGCCAGUGCUCAGCUUCAUCCCACCCACUGCACUGGAGCACUCAAAAGGAGCAGCCAGUGGAGCAGUGACAGCAGCCUCAGCAGCAGCAGGAAUGAGCGGAGAGGAAACUUCAACAGGAGGAGUCUCUACCUCUCAUGUCAGAGAGCAUCACAGCACCAUCACCAAGGAAGGAUGGGAAGAGCAAAGACAUCUCCUUUCUGGUGCUGAGUAUGGAUCCGUGGCAGCUAGAGGGGCUGGAGGCAUGGCAGGGGUAGAAGGCAAGACAGUGGUGGCUGGAGGAGGAGUCAUGGUGGGAGCAGCAGGAGCCAUGAAUGAAGAAUUCUUAAGAGACUACUUCAAUGAUAAAGCUGUCUCUUUUGCAGAGGAAGAUGAAACCCAAGCUGCCAACGACUGUCUCCUGGUUUAUUCCCAGGGAGAGUCAAGCUCCCCCCAUGGCUCCAUUGGCUGCUGCAGUUUUAUUGAGGGUGAUCUUGAUGACCAUUUCCUCGAUGAUUUAGGAGACAAAUUCAAGACUUUGGCAGAAAUAUGCCUGGGCAGACACAUCAACAUGAAAGAUGGAAGCUCCAGGAGUGAAUCAGGCUUUGGUCUUACAGACACAAAGUCACAGUUCUUAGAUCAGCAAGGUGUAUCCAGCUCUGAACAAGCCUUUGCCUCGGGCAGCCGCCUCCAGCCCGUGCAUGCAGGCAGUGCCACAGGAGAAGAGACACUCUCCAAGGAGGUGGUCACAGAAACAACCUUCACAUCCCACUCUGGGCAGCACGACACCCGACCCCUGCCCUCAGCCCACAUGCAGAGCAAUCUCACUGUGACGGAAACUUCCUAUUCUGCAGGGGCUCCUGCCCGCUCCACUGCUGUCUACCUGGACCCCCAGUUCAAGGAGAAUGUGGUGGUGACAGAGAGAGUGCUGGCACCUGCCUCAAGCUUGCAGGGCAUGGUGGAAAUCCCCGUUUUGCCACGUGGAAGUAACGUGGUGGUCACAGAGAGGAUGGUGAAGGCGGGAGGUGCCAUGCCAGGAGCUCUGAUGGUUCAGGAUCUCCCAGACUCCCAGUACGUUGUGGUGAGGGAGCGAGAGAGAGUCCUUGUCCCUGCCACAGAGCACAGCUCACUCAGCAUCCCCACUUCAGCUGAGGGGCACAGUGUGGUGGUGAACGAAAGAGUGGUGACAUCCUCAGGGGUACAGAGCAGAGCUGAACAUGCAGCUGGUGCUGGCCCAGGAAGACAAGAGCACGUGUUGAUCACAGACUCCCUGCUGAACCAGGCAGGCUCCAGCUUGGAAGGGUCACCUUCUGCCACCACCACACUGAGCAAGUCUUCCAGGGUCACCAAAUACAGCACAGUGCAGUACAGUCAGUCAUAG